Messenger RNA from Lathyrus oleraceus (garden pea), 999 nucleotides. RefSeq lists its product as uncharacterized. NCBI's taxonomy places the organism in Eukaryota, Viridiplantae, Streptophyta, Magnoliopsida, Fabales, Fabaceae. Gene Ontology annotation, molecular function: nucleic acid binding; RNA-DNA hybrid ribonuclease activity. Bases 1 to 999 code for a protein of 332 amino acids. The record is from RefSeq and is a predicted model, not a curated record. The transcript has 2 exons.
AUGUUGUUAUCUGAAUACGACAUCCAGUACAUAACCCAGAAAUAUGUCAAAGGAAGUGUUUUGUCUAAAUACCUCGCUAAUCAUCCUGUCGAAGACUAUGAGCCAUUGAAGUUUGAUUUCCCAGAUGAAGACAUUAUGUUGGUGAAAGAUUGUGAAACUCCAAGCCCAGAUGAAGGUCCCGAGCCAGGUUCCUGUUGGAAGAUGAUGUUUGAUGGUUCCUCCAAUUGCAUGGGGCAUGGUGUGGGGGCUGUGUUGAUGAAUCCCAAUGGUGGAUAUACUCAUUUCACAGCAAGAUUGUGUUUUGAAUGUACCAACAACAUUGCAGAGUAUGAAGCAUGUAUCUUGGGUAUUGAAGCUGCAAUUGACACCCGAAUCAAGAUCCUUACAGUAUACGGAGACUCAGCCUUGGUGAUCUACCAAGUCAAAGGAGAUUGGGAAACUCGUGAUGAGAAGUUAAUCCCAUAUCGUGCCCAUAUUAUGGAAUUGAUAAAGUACUUUGAUGAAAUCACCUUCCAUCAUUUUCCGAGAGCAGAAAAUCAGAUAACAGAUGCUUUGGCUAUGUUAGCCAUUGUGUUCCAAGUCAUAUUUCUCAAUGAGGCACCACUUAUCACAAUUGAGAGGAAAAUUGCACCAGCCUAUUGUCUAUUGGUUGAAGAAGAAAUUGACAAGAAACCGUGGUUCUAUGAUAUCAAGAACUACUUACAAAAUCAAGAAUACCCAGUGAAUGCAACAACCCUAGAUAAGAAGACUUUAACGAGUUGUACCAAGAGGGCGUUUGACAAAAAAGUUCGUCUCCGUGAAUUCAAAGAAGGAGAUCUCGUAUUCAAGAAGAUCUUGCCAGUACACAAGGAUAUGCGUGGAAAGUGGAGUCCCAACUAUGAAGGCCCAUAUGUUGUGAAGAAAGCAUUCUUCGGAGGUUCCUUGAUUCUCACAACUAUGGAUGGUGAAGAGCUUGCACACCCUGUAAACUCUGAUGCGGUCAAAAAAUAUUAUGCCUAA